Messenger RNA from Zophobas morio, 1557 nucleotides. RefSeq names its product notchless protein homolog 1-like. Gene Ontology annotation, biological process: Notch signaling pathway; ribosomal large subunit assembly. Gene Ontology annotation, cellular component: nucleolus. Lineage: Eukaryota; Metazoa; Arthropoda; Insecta; Coleoptera; Tenebrionidae. The transcript is spliced from 18 exons. The record is from RefSeq and is a predicted model, not a curated record. Bases 18 to 1496 code for a protein of 492 amino acids. Gene Ontology annotation, molecular function: protein binding.
AAAGAAAGUUUUCUGUUAUGACCGGCGGUUCGCUUACUUUAAAACUUUUUGCACAGUUUAAAAAUGAAACCGGCGAAGUUAAAGGGCCUCCACUCGAUUUACCCGAGAGUGUCACCACUGAGCAACUCUCUAUUCUUUUAAAUGAUAUCCUUUCAAAUGAGGAAAUAGUUCCGUACGCCUUCUUUAUUGAUGGAGAAGAGAUCAUCAAAGAUUUAGCUUCUGCAAUUGCUGUUACUAAAACUUCCAAGGAAUCUACUAUUGAAAUUGUGUACAGACCUCAAGCAGUUUUUAGGGUCAGGGCCGUUAGUCGUUGUAUGGCCUCUCUAUCAGGCCAUGAAGAGGCUGUACUUACUACUCAAUUCAGCCCUGAUGGAAAACGUUUAGUCAGUGGCUCCGGAGAUACAACUGUUCGCUUUUGGGACCUCAAUACGAAUUUACCUGAUAAAGUUUGUAAAGGUCAUUCAAAUUGGGUAUUAUUUGUGUCUUGGUCUCCUGACGGAUUAAAGUUGGCAUCUGGCGGAAUGGAUAACGAGAUUUAUAUUUGGAACGGCGCAUCCGGAGCCCAACUCGGAAAGGCGCUCAGAGGGCACCAGAAAUACAUAACAUGUCUAUCGUGGGAGCCUUUUCACGUGAAUCCCAAGUGCGAGCGAUUGGCGUCUUCUUCCAAAGACACGACCCUUCGGGUGUGGAAUACUUCGACGGGGAUUUGUGAGUACACCCUUUCGGGUCACACUAUGAGCGUGACUUGCGUCGCUUGGGGCGGUGAGGGCCUUAUCUACUCAGCCUCUCAAGAUAGAACUAUAAAAGUUUGGAAGGCUGAGACGGGGUCUUUGUGCUACACGCUGAAAGGGCAUGCGCACUGGAUAAACACCAUGGGCUUCAAUGUUUCCUAUGUCCUACGCUGCGGGCCCUUUAAUCACCUUGGAAUGCGCGAGGCUGUAGAUAUCUCGGGUUUUACUGUAUUUUUGGGUUUAUUGUUAUACGAGCUUUUCACCUUUUCUUUGCAAGCCCAAAAAGAUGCUUUCAGUCGCUACCAAAGUGUAGUAUCCGUCGUUGGAGGAGAAAUCCUGGCCUCGGGGAGCGAUGAUUUUACCAUAUUUAUGUGGCGCCCUAAGAAAAGCGAGAAAAGUCUGUGUCGUCUCACUGGCCACCAGCAACUGAUUAACGAGGUGCGCUUCUCUCCAGACGGGCGGUUGUUCGCGUCUGCGUCCUUUGACAAGAGUAUAAAGCUUUGGGACGGGCAAAGCGGAAAAUUUCUGGCCACUUUUAGAGGCCACGUGGGCUCAGUAUACCAACUUUGUUGGUCACCUGAUAGCCGACUACUCGUUAGCGCCAGCAGGGAUUCCACUAUUAAAGUUUGGGAUGUUCAUAGGAAAAAGCAACUUUUGGAGUUACCGGGACAUGCCGAUGAGGUCUUUGCCGUUGAUUGGAGCCCUGAUGGCGAGAGGAUCGCUAGCGGAAGCAAAGACAAAUUAUUAAAGAUAUGGUCCAGGUAGUCGUCUCGGACUGAAUAUAGUUUUCCUGUCCUACCUCUGUGCAAACGAAGUUAUAAAGUUU